Octopus sinensis (East Asian common octopus) is the source of this 2153-nucleotide messenger RNA. RefSeq lists its product as uncharacterized. Bases 231 to 2153 code for a protein of 640 amino acids. NCBI's taxonomy places the organism in Eukaryota, Metazoa, Mollusca, Cephalopoda, Octopoda, Octopodidae. The record is from RefSeq and is a predicted model, not a curated record. The transcript is spliced from 19 exons.
UUUUUUGUUUUUUUUAUAGUGCAUUCAUUUAUUUGAGUUCAAAAUAUCACGGCUUCGAUGUCAUUUGAUUUUAUCUUCACCUUAUUAUUAUUUGUUUAAUCUAAUUUAUAUUAUAUAUAUAGAUAACAGCUUUGAGUCUUUCCUCAGUCUUAUUUAUAAAAAGAAAAGACUGAUACAUAUCAACAACAAAGUAACAAAACUUAUCUAUUUCUUAUUUAAAAAAAAAAAAGAUGUCAGCUUCUAGAAUGUCUGCUAAACUGUUGUUAAACAACCGUUAUUCCUUGAAAAAGUUUGUCUGUUUUAAUCGACAGUACUGUUACAAAAUUCCGAAUGAAAACGAUGUUGUUAGAAUUGGGUGCGCAAGUGGUUUUUGGGGUGACACCGCUGUUGCCGCUCCACAACUUAUUCAUCAUGGAAAAAUUGAUUUCCUUGUCUUUGACUAUUUGUCAGAAAUCACCAUGUCACUACUUACUGCUGCCAAACAGAAGAAUCCAGCCAUGGGAUAUGCUCCAGAUUUUAUCCAUUUCUCUCUGGCACCAUAUCUAAAGACUAUCAAAGAAAAAAAAAUUCGUGUGGUUAGCAAUGCAGGUGGAAUAAACCCAUUAUCUUGUGCGGAAGUUUUGAAGAAAUUGUCCCAGGAGGCUGGAGUUGACAUGAACAUAGCAGUUGUCACUGGAGAUAAUCUGAUGCCAAAGGUGAAAGAAAUUUCACAGUCAAACAUUCAAGAAAUGUCUUCAGGAAUGAAAAUCCCCAAAACAAUUCAUAGUAUGAAUGCCUAUCUUGGUGCUGGUCCAAUAGCAAGGGCCCUUGAUCUUGGUGCUGAUAUUGUUGUUACAGGAAGGUGUGUUGACAGUGCUUUAGUUCUUGGACCUCUCAUUCAUGCUUUCAAGUACAAUAAUUCCAACUUUGACCAACUUGCAUCAGCCAGCCUUGCUGGUCAUAUCAUUGAAUGUGGAGCUCAAGCUACAGGUGGAGUCUUUACUGAUUGGCAGACUGUUCAUAAUUGGGACAAUAUUGGGUUUCCUAUUGUAGAAUUUUCUGCUAAUGGUUCCUUCAGUGUGAGUAAGCCACCAUCAACUGGAGGUCUGGUUUCAAAAGGAACUGUAUGUGAACAAUUGUUGUAUGAGAUUGGUGACCCUAAAAAUUAUAUCCUACCUGACAUAAUUUGUGACUUCAGCCAAGUACAGGUUUCUGAAUCUGGAAAGGAUAAUGUUCAAGUGAAAGGGGCCCUUGGAAAACCUCCAACAAAUGAUUAUAAGGUUACUGCCACAUAUGCUGAUGGUUACCGUGUCACAGCUGUGACCUGUAUUGGUGGACCACAGGCAGAAGAAAAAGCAAAAAAAACCAUGGAUGCCAUCUUAAAAAGAUGCCGAAAUAUAUUCAAACAGCUUAAACUUGGAGAUUUUACCAGAGUCAACAUUGAAAUUUUAGGAUCUGAGUCAAAGAAUGAAAAUAAUAAGGAACCUCGCCAACUGGCUGUUUGGAUGGCAGCACACCACCCUAAGAAACAAGCAUUAGAGAUAUUGUCAAGAGAGAUAGCACCUGCCGGGACAGGCAUGGCUCCAGGCUUAACAGCUAUUGCAGGAGGAAGACCUAGAGUUUCACCUGUGCUGAAGUUAUUUUCGUUCCUCUAUCCAAAAGAUGAACUUCAAGUACAAAUUUAUAUGAAUGGUGAACUGAAAGAAAGCUACCAACCUUCUGAAUAUUCACCAACUUCGAAAGAAAAUGUCUCUGAAAGCUCUGCAAACAGUGAAGAGUCAAACUUGCCGACUGGUAAUUGUGAGUUCUACUUAAAAGAUUUGGCCUAUACACGCAGCGGGGAUAAAGGAAACUCAGUUAAUAUUGGAGUUGUUGCCCGCCAUCCUUCAUAUUUGCCGUACCUAAGAGCUGCACUUACUGAAUCUGCUGUAGAAAAAUAUUUCAGUUUUUUGUUUGAAGAUGAUGAUGAUGGGGAAAGAGUAACAAGGUAUGAUGUGCCUGGGAUAAAUGCAAUGAAUUUUGUUCUCCAUAACUGUCUUGGAGGUGGUGGCAUUGCAUCACUUCGAAGUGAUCCUCAGGGUAAAGAGAACCUAAUAAACAGAAGCAUCGAAAGGCUAAUAAGAUGUAACCAUAGGUUUAAGUACACAUUUGUACAAUAUAAUAGGAACGAUUAA